CACUGGAUACAGGUCCCCUGCAGUGCUUUUGAUGAACCCCACGCCGUUGCGAAUGUGUUUUUAACGCAGGUGGGCAGCGGCGUGGGGAAAUGGGAUUUCCCAUCUGUACCGAGCAAGAUCAGCCUGAUUGGUGAUGAGACGUGUAAGGAUCCGGUGCCGCUGCACUUUGCUGUGCAGCUCACCGACUCCGUCCUCGUCAAGUGGAGCACAUUCCUCUGGCGAGACAGGCUCUACAUCAAGAUCCCUGACGGACUUCUUCCCGAGGGAUCUAAGGAGAGUUUUGUUUCCAUUCUUGAAUACGCGGAAGAGACUCUGGAAUGCUCCGAGGUCCUAAUCUACUUCGAUAAGAACAGAAGUGAUAGAGCCUCCCUCAUCAGAACGUUCAUGUUUCUCGGCUUCUCGGCGGCACCACCUGGCAGCCGGCCGAUCAGAAACGGGAAGGUUGGCAACAACACGAUAUUGAUGGUGUACACGGUGGAGUAAAUCCCAUUUCCCCACUGGCAUCCGUGUUAAGGGUAUAGCGUUCGCAUGCUGCAGUGCACUCCUUGGAAGCAAAGCACGGAGUAAGCGGUUGGAAGCUGCGCUGUCGUUCGACGAACGCGGCGUUUGUUUAGUCGAAGGUUAAUGCUUCGAUGCGUUGACCGGUAGAGUCGCCCUCGUGGUUUUUGGAUCGUGCUAUUUCAUGCCAGCUAGAGCGGCAACUUGACGGAGUUGUCGUUUCGGACAUUCGAGGGGUUUGCGGUGCAUCGUUGAGUGUGACGGGGUGGAUGGUAUGAUGUGUGUAUGUGUGAGCGAGUGAGAGACGGAGAGAGCACGUUCAGCCUGUACCACAGCCACUGCAGUUUGUGUACAUUGGUUCCCUAAACCAGGUUCGACAGAGGUCAAGUCAAAGGGGCUGUGAGAAGAAUUAGGCAUCGCCUAUCAAAAGCACAAGUGUUAAGAAUUCAUCACAAUGCAGCCGCUCACAUAUGAAGCAGGCUACGAAAUUCAUUUGCACAAAUAUGUCAAUGUCACGUGCAUUGUUGGUUGAGUGUCAUUCAUUAUUUUGUCUGGUAUGGCGACUGCUAAUUCUGCCCGUCAUGGCCGUGGUUAAACCAUAUACUGAUAUUUUGUACCCCUGACAAAAAAACUCCAUGGUAAAUAUCCUGAUUUGUAACUGUAAAUUUUCAGUCGUAAAUCUAGAAAGUUGAAACCCUUGAUAAACUGUUGCCAUGACAACCUGCGACUCGCACUCUGUCGACCCUGAGCCCACAAGUGCGUUAGAAUGACGCGUUAAAAAUAUUUUUAAAAAAAAUAAAAAAAAUAUGUAAAAUGAACUCGAAACGAUGACAAAAAUUACUAUACUAUUAUAUAACUACAAAGGUUAGUACUAAUUUUUUUUCUAAUUAUCUUGAAAUCGUGUGCAAAUUGUCUGACUUGUCUUGCAUAUUUAUAAUUUCUCUUAAGGAUCACAACUUUUAACUGUAUUUUAUUACUUGUAGAUUAUUAUCAUUCAGCUAAUUGUGAAAUAAAGCUUUCGGAAGAAAUUACGCGAGUACGUGUUCUUUUUGUCAAUGUAUACAUUGAUAACAGGUGACUGCACUGAGUAGCUAUUUCUCUCUUUCUUACUAUUGUUUGUAAUCUUUCUCUUUUGGUUUGUGAAAUUAUGUUUAACUGUACAGAGGCAGUGGCUGUGUCCGGUGUUCUUAAUAAUGAAAGAGCAUAUAGUGAUAAUGUUUCGUAUUGGGGAAUGGUAGUUUAAAAAAAGUUAUCGAUUAGUAGAAUAAAUAAUAUGGCAAUGACAUAAUAGGAACUUUCGAGCACUUGCUACAGCUUGCUGUGUAACAGUAACAAUAAGUGUACAGAGAACGUAGCUGUUUCAUUGAUAUGUAAAGAGCAGUGCCUAUGUCAUCUUUUGACCACUAGAGUGAUUUCUUGACUCAGGAAAUGAGCAUGUCUAAAAACGUACAAAAUCGUCGUUAUCAAAUUUUACACGCAGUUCAGGAAAAGAUAUAUUUCUAAGCUUUUCACCCAUCUGAAAUUUAACAUGCCACUGCUGUGCGACAGACAGGACUAGUGUUGCUUGGUGAUCUAUGGUGUGAAACUACUACGGGUUUGAACGUGGCUUGCUGAUAUCUGAUAGAUUCCCUCCACUGGUCAUGUUGAUGCCAUAGCUUUGUAAGAUCGAGCAAUAAAACUAUGAGAUUAGCAGUAGUAAGAGAGAUUAAAGUAAUAAGAGAGAUUGAAUGCUUUGUCAAAGCAGGAAUUCGGGGUCACAUCAUGAAACUAUUAAAUCAUUACUGCCACUUGUGAUAAAAGCUAUAAUCUAUAGGAUUAAAAUUUCCACCAACAUAUCUUGAGCUGCUGGCAGUGUAGACUGGUGCAACCCCUCUAUAAACGUAUAAUAAAUUGGACAAGGUGAACGAGGUUCAGCUUUGGACCAGUCUAGAUGCUAGUGAUCUCACUAGUUUGAUCAAAACUGAGUUAGUUAUCACAAGGAUGCAACGUUUGUUAACUGAAACACAAAUACUGGCAUGUUGUACCACUGAAAACAGCUGUGCAAUUGUCCGAAACUUGUAUUUUUCGAAAGGCAAAUGAGUUUUUUACAGUUUACUAUAUUCGUUGUUAUAGUAUGUGUAUGAUAAAAUAAAAAAAUACUAUGCAAA
Molecule: messenger RNA, 2645 nt
Organism: Priapulus caudatus
Lineage: Eukaryota; Metazoa; Priapulida; Priapulimorpha; Priapulimorphida; Priapulidae
Product: ornithine decarboxylase antizyme 1-like
Exons: 4
Biological process (GO): positive regulation of protein catabolic process
Cellular component (GO): cytoplasm; nucleus
Molecular function (GO): ornithine decarboxylase inhibitor activity
Source: RefSeq, a predicted model, not a curated record